AUGCUUGCAACGCCUUCCAAGGCUCAACGCUGCACCUGGGCCCCUCAACUGGGAGACGCGUCUCAUUCUACUCUGGGAGGCUCGCUCUUAGCCAAAAGGUCUCAUGGCUGGAAUGGCUUCUUUGGACUCAAAAGACUUUCAGGAUUGCUUCUUGUCAACACAGUCUUCCAACCCCUUGCGCCAUCCUUUGCGCAAGAUGUGAACCCCGUGAGCUCUACAUCAAAGGCACAAGGCAGUUGCUCGAGUCAACAUUGGUCGGCAACGCUCUUGGCCUCCACUGAGGAUACAGGAGGGGGUUUUGCCGACUUGCCUCCCUGCCUUCCAUGGUCUAGCGGCCCUUGUGUGUCAGUGAACGGACCGUGCUUUGCGGACGAGAAGACAGGUUGCGGGAAGUCGUUCAAGGAAUGUGCUGAGAACAAGGAUUGUCAGAAGGGCUUGUCAUGCCUUGCUCGAUGCAAGGGAGAGCCAACGUGCUCGACGGGUUGCUUCGCGGCGUUUGCUGAUGACAGCAUGACAAACUUCCUCGGAUGUGCUCUUGAGGACAAGGAGUGCAUCAACUUCCCCAAGGAUCCGAAGCUUCUUGGCUGGCUGGACGACGGAGCAGCAGCUCCCAAGAAAGUCGCGAACUUUGACAUCAACUCCUUGAAAGGAGACUGGAUCAAGAAGAAAUGGGAUGGCAGAGAAUGCGACGGUCAUCUGCUGCUGCAGGUGCUUGGGCUUGACGACCGCUACGAUUGCUUCGAGUGCCAACAGAAUCGCUUCAGAGAGGAGAACGGUCAAUGGCGAAUGGACACGACGUUCCGCCUCCCUCGAGCUCGGGGAAUGAGCAAAGACUCCAACUACCUGCAAAACGAUUUGACGGAAGAGGUCUUUGUCGACAGCAAGGACGCCCGUCCAAGCAUGCACACAACUGGCAAGACGUUUGGCCUCACCUUCUGGGAGAACUACUACAUCGUCGGGCAGGGGAAGGACUGGCAGUUUGUCAGAUACGUUGGGCACACCUUGCAGGGCGGCUAUAAGGGAGCUUUUGUUCUCUCCCGCACGCCGGAACUGUCUGCAAGCGCUCUGGAGGAGGUGAAGGCUGUAGCAACCGAGCAGGGGCUGGACCUCUCAGGUUUCUGUCGGAUCAAGAACAAGGCUUGCGGAACAAGGCAGUUUGACUGA
Molecule: messenger RNA, 1164 nt
Organism: Guillardia theta CCMP2712
Lineage: Eukaryota; Cryptophyceae; Pyrenomonadales; Geminigeraceae
Exons: 20
Coding region: 1-1164 (387 amino acids)
Biological process (GO): xanthophyll cycle
Molecular function (GO): violaxanthin de-epoxidase activity
Source: RefSeq, a predicted model, not a curated record